AUGGAUAGCGAUGAGUAUAAAAAUGAAGUUGAAGCAAAUGUAAAGGCAGAAAAACUUUUACAGUUGCAAAACCAAACCGUACAGUAUGAAAACUUAGCACAAGAAAGUAAAAAUAACGACGCAGCCAUGCAAAAGGCAAUGAAAAGCGCAGAAUAUAUAAAAGCUAACAAUGACUGGUUAGAUGCCCAAGCCAACGCUAAAGCAGCCCAACUUAUAGGGUCAAUAAGGACAAAAAUACAAGCGGAUGAAGACAGUUCAAAUGAAGCUUUAACGAAUGCUGACUUUAAGAACGCCUUCGAAGCUCUUCAUAGUAAGGUGAAACUAGUGAACGACUUCUCAUCUGGAAAGAAACUGAAGUCUGAAGGUUUCGACAACGAGUUAAGAGAAGUAGCACAAAAUAUGACGAAAAUAACAGAUGCAGCAACGAGACAGGCAGUUCAAAGUGCCUAUGACGCCGUUAGAGCAACUGUUGUGGAAAGUCAAGAAAAAGAGUUACAACAGACCAAAACAGACCUAGUAAAUGCUUUCUUAAGAACGAAAAGUCAGGUAGGACAUUAUGCUGCAGAUGGAACAUAUGUGCCAGCUGGUGGAACUUAUAUACCAGCUGGUGGAACUUAUAUACUAGCUAGUGGAACUUAUAUACCACCAAACCCUCCAAGAGAAGCACCUGCACCAGGACUACCUAAAACAUUUACAUCGUCACAUGGACACAGACACAAGCAUGCACCAAAACCAACACAACAACCAACAGUUCAAAAUCCAGCACAGCAACCAACAGUUCACAACCCUGCACAGCAACCAGCAGUUCAAAAUUCAGCACCUGCACCACAACCAAAACCAGCACAACAACCAACACAACAACCACCUCCACAACCAGCACAACAACCAACAGUUCAAAACCCAGCACAACAACCAGCACAAACAGAGCAAGGACAUAAAAGAAGUAGAGAACAAGGAAACCAAGAAUUCUUAAAAAUGCUUAAGGAAGGUUAUGGUUACCCAGAUACUCUUGACUUUAGUGACAGAUAUAAAGAAGCUAUUAAAAAGUUCAAGGGAGGAAAUACUGACCCGAACCUAUUUAGCUUUAUGGCUCAGCACCAAAUCGGAUAUAAUCUCAAACCUGGAAAAUACAAGCUCGCUAAGGGAUAUGAUUUAAUAGCAUAUCAGCCAAAUGACAUGGAUGAAUUUACUCCGAGAUAUUUUAUGUCAGAGAUAAAUGAUAAUUCAACUAUCUUCAUGAAACGCGUAAAAAAUAGAGACGGAACGAAAGAAAAAAGGGUUAUGAAUGCGGAUGACUUAAAUAGGGAACUUGUUAAAAACGGUCUCGGAAUAUAUGAAAUGCCACCAGAUGAGGUGCAAGAAACUCAACAGGAAGAAGUUCAGAUACAACCAGACAUGGAAGAAAUAGUUCAGCAACAACAGCUAGAAGAGCCUGAAGGAAACAAACAAGUCCCUCCUUUGGAAACUAACUUCACAGAACUAGAUGAAGAUUUGGAACAGCCGAAAAAUCUUGACCCUCAACAAGUGUAUGCGGAGAAUAUGGAAUCUUUCCAAGAGUCUAAGAAAAAUUCGGCUGACAGAGUAGAAGAAUAUCGAAAAAUUUUUACCGACAUACAAAAGACUCCAACAUCAGAUGAAAAUAUUCAGCAUAGAAUGGAAGAACUGAAAGAAAAUGUACGCCAAUACAACAAUCCUUUUUACUUACGAGCAUAUAACGUUCAAUCUUUGGAUGAACUCGGUGAAAAUAAAAGGUUAAAUUUCAACAAAACAUAUAGAAAUGAAACAUUGUUUAAAGUUCAUUCAGAACCUAGCCAAUAUGGAAACAAACCUACUUUUGUUUCUGCAGACGAUGGAACUACAAUGAGAUGGGGUCAUAAAGCUAAUCCGGAUAGGUGGUUCAUAAACUUACAACCACAAUUCCAAGAAGUUGUAGACGCAAUGGAAGUGAAUGGUGAACCAGAUAUAGCUGGUAUUUUCAGCGCGGCUUUAAUGCCAUUGAAAGAUAUGAAAGAUGCAGAUAUUUUGAACCAGUAUGAAAUGAACAUGGCUGAUGGAAAUAUAACACCUGACGUUCUAGAACAUUUAUCUCAAAGAACUACACAGAACCAUAGAGAUGGUAUAUUUGGUGAAGAGUUUAGAAAGAGAGUUAGGGAGAUAGAAGGAAGAGAACCUAUUGUACAUGACCUUGCAAACGAAAGUUUGCAAAAUGUCAUAAAAACUUACUUUGCAGACAAUGAAAUGAGAAGGGAUGAAUAUUUAAGAAAACUCAAAUGGACAGUACCAAAUGAAAUGUUAGUAUUGAAAAACAUGUUCCUUGACAAAAUAAAACCAACUACAGAAAUAAAUGACGCAAGCCUGAAACGUUGGGUAAAAGCUUUCCCAUUCACAAAAGAUAUUAUUGGUUACAUGGAAAGAAAACCAGAAUGGCUACAAAAACAUAUAUUUGGAAACGAGCUUAUUCCAUAUGGACAAGCUAUAUUUGAAGAGCUUGAACCGGAAACUCAGGAAAGAGUCAUGCAAACAAUACGCGAAGACUCAAAUACAAACUAUGACAAAAUCUUUCUAGGAUAUAGGUUACCUGAGAUGGGCGACCAGAGCCCAAAGGCAAAAAGGACAUGGGAAAUUUACAACAUACUAGGUGAACAUGAGGCAAAGAUGCAACAAAACUCAGUCAGGAAGAAUGUAAAGCUUGUACCACGUGGGUUCUAUUAUGAUAUAUAA
Messenger RNA from Trichomonas vaginalis G3, 2721 nucleotides. RefSeq names its product protein of unknown function, DUF4106 family. NCBI's taxonomy places the organism in Eukaryota, Parabasalia, Trichomonadida, Trichomonadidae. The transcript has a single exon. The record is from RefSeq and is a predicted model, not a curated record. The coding region runs from base 1 to 2721 and encodes 906 amino acids.